CCAGCUCAAAGCAAGACUGAAGACUAUACCUACAUCUAUGACAGUCGAAGCAUCUCCGAGAAAGAUGAAGGUGAAGAUGUUGGCCGUGUUGGCUCUGGUUCUUCUGGUCUCCAGUGCAAGUGAGGGACGGAUUCUCAGUAAAUGUGAGCUGAAGUCCCAACUCGAAGCGGCACUGGGGAGAAAUCAAGGAGGAAAUGGGCCUGCAACUGUCACUAAUGGGCCUGGAAGAGUGACUGGGCCUGGAAACGUGACUGUGCCUGGAAACGUGUCUGUGCCUGGCAAUGUAACUGUGUCUGGAAAUGUAACUGUGCCUGGAAACGUGACUGUGCCUGGCAAUGUAACUGUGCCUGGAAACGUGACUGUGCCUGGAAAUACAACUGUGCCUGGAAAUACAACUGCAAAUUCGCUCAUCGCCCAAAUCGUUUGUUCUGUGGAGCGUGUGUCGAACUUCGACACCAGCCUGGUCACCACCGUUCAAGAAGACCCCAGACCUCCAGUGAGACCCCCAGUGAGACCCCCUCUCAGACCACGACCCAAUGAAAGACCAGGGGGAAGACCUGGUCGUCCCGGAGGAAGACCUGGUCGUCCUGGCGGAAGGGGAAAGAGAUCCCAUGUUGCGGCACUCAGACGGCCAGCUGACGACAGUUCCAGUUCCGAGAGUUCCGAGAGUUCCGAGGAGAAUGUCACUGCAAGGCCUGGUCCAGCCACAAGACUGUUUGGAAUCUUCCAGUUGAGCGACCGCGUGGCCUGCGAUUCCGGAUCCGGCCAGAGUCUAAACAUCUGCAAAUUGAACUGCAGAGCUCUGACUGAUGAUAACAUCAGGGAUGACAUUGCAUGCCUUAAGACCCUGCUGGACAUCACAAGAAAUGGCAUGGUUUCAGGCUUCGCUUCUCCACCCAAUAACAAGCCACUUGUAAUUCUCUCUGUGAACGAGUGCCGCAACGUCAAUCCUGCGCAGUACUUUGCUGAGUGUCCCUGAAACAUACAGCGUUUCUUCAGACAUGAAUAUUCUGUCAAAUUUCAUCCCAAUGCAUUAUUGUAAUAGAUCCAACACGAACUGCUGAUCACAUGAAUUAGUUCUCAGACCCUUGUAUUUCACUCUUCAGUUUUGCGUUGUAAUGUAUCUGGAAAAUGUUCUCAAAAUAUCCUUGAUUAUGCUGCAUGUACUAUUGCAUAGCUCAGAAUGCAAAUAAAAAAAAUAUAUAAAAAAAUACACUUGUCUAAGUCUGUCUUCACAAUAAAAACAUCAACAAAUCGGUGUUUGCAUGAGUGAAAGUUAGAAGCGUGUUCAUUUAUGUCUAUCUAUUACA
Molecule: messenger RNA, 1310 nt
Organism: Onychostoma macrolepis
Lineage: Eukaryota; Metazoa; Chordata; Actinopteri; Cypriniformes; Cyprinidae
Exons: 6
Coding region: 38-979 (313 amino acids)
Source: RefSeq, a predicted model, not a curated record